Dioscorea cayenensis subsp. rotundata (Guinea yam) is the source of this 1026-nucleotide messenger RNA. RefSeq names its product serine/threonine-protein kinase Aurora-3-like. Gene Ontology annotation, biological process: regulation of cytokinesis; mitotic spindle organization; protein phosphorylation. Gene Ontology annotation, molecular function: ATP binding; protein kinase activity. Lineage: Eukaryota; Viridiplantae; Streptophyta; Magnoliopsida; Dioscoreales; Dioscoreaceae. The transcript has 7 exons. The record is from RefSeq and is a predicted model, not a curated record. Gene Ontology annotation, cellular component: spindle pole centrosome; spindle microtubule; chromosome passenger complex. Bases 4 to 858 code for a protein of 284 amino acids.
UCCAUGGCGGCCGCGAAGAUCAUCUCCCAUGAAGACCCAAAGGAAUACUGGUCUCUCAAAGACUUCGACAUCGGCCGCCUCCUCGGAGAAGGGAAGUUUGGAAAAGUCUAUCUUGCUAGGGAGAAACAGAGUGGAUACGUGGUGGCUCUGAAGAUCAUAUUCAAGGAGAAAUUGGACAAGUAUCGGUACCAUAGCCACCUCCGCAGAGAGAUAGAGAUCCAGCAUAGCCUUUCCCACCCCAAUGUCCUUCGGCUCUUUGCUUGGUUUCACGAUGAAACCCGUAUUUUUCUUGUCCUUGAGUAUGCCGCCGGCCAUGAGCUCUACAAGCUUCUGAAGGAUCUCAAGUAUUUUUCUGAGCAGCGUGCUGCCACGUAUAUUGCGAGUCUUGCGAGGGCAUUGGCCUAUUGCCAUGAGAAGCAUGUCAUUCACAGGGAUAUCAAGCCAGAGAACCUGUUACUUGAUAUGGAGGGCCAUCUUAAGAUUGCAGAUUUUGGAUGGGCUGUUCAAUCAAGUUCAAAGAGGCGAACCAUGUGUGGCACCAUAGAUUACCUUGCACCUGAAAUGAUAGAAAACAAAGAACAUGACCAUGCUGUUGAUAACUGGACAUUAGGUGUUCUUUGCUAUGAGUUUCUUUAUGGUGUUCCGCCAUUUGAAGAGCAUGACCAAAAUGACACCUUCAGGAGGAUCAUGAAGGUAGAUCUGAACUUCCCUUCAACACCUCGUGUGUCUCCAGAAGCAAAGGAUUUGAUCACGAAACUUCUUGUAAAGGAUUCAUCCAAGCGACUCUCCUUGAAGAAGAUCUUGGAGCACCCCUGGAUUGUAAAAAAUGCAGAUUUGGAACAACAUGAUUCAAAGUGACUGACACAACACAACGUCAGUUACUCCUUUGUUGUCAGUGCUUCACAUGUUUUUGUUACAAGGAAUUUCAAACGCCACUUAAAAUGCUAUGAUCUGCUAAUGCUAGUUAUGCACAUAAGUUUGUAUGUUCAAUUCCUUCUAAUCAACAAUAUGAGGACUAAUUUUCCA